AUGCGCAUUGCAACAUGGAAUGUCCGUACUAUACGGACAGGCCUCCCGGACACCUGUGGAGGUUACGGAUACGCACAACAUCUGCGUAAAACUGCCGUGAUAGAUGCAGAGCUGAGCAGGCUUAACAUCUCUGUCUGCGCUUUGCAAGAGACCAGAUUACCCGACGAAGGCUCAUUGCAGGAGUCCUCUUACAAGUUCUUUUGGAAAGGAAAAGACUUUGGCGAUGCUCGUGAACACGGUGUUGGUUUUGCGGUCCGAAACGAUAUACUUUCCGCCAUUGAAACUCUAUGCGGCGUUUCGGAACGCAUAAUGGUCUUAAGACUAAAGAGCAGUCUCGGUCAUGUUACCCUAAUUGCUGCUUAUGCUCCGACAUUAAAAUCUUCGGACGAGUCAAAAGAGUAUUUUUAUAACCAACUGACCGAGACGGUGAAAACUGUUUCUAGUAGUGAUCGCCUGUACAUCUUGGGUGACUUCAAUUCCCGGCGCGAAGUUGAAUUUGAUGAAAACCAAGCUUACUUGUGCGUGGUACCAGGAGUAGAAGGUCUUCAUUCACGAUUCAAAAUUCUGUGCGAGCGCCUAAAGUUGGGUGCCUUCGUAUUGCAGCCUGGUCUUGUUAGACCUAACGAAACGAUUCAAGAAAUGGCUGACAGAUUUGCAAAGACUCUUCUCAAAAAGACACAGUUGAAGAAUAGAUUUUACUUACUGGGUUAUGAAAGUGGUGUUAUGGUAGCAUUGGAAAUGGCGGCAAUUUUGGAAGAUCAAGGUAUAAUUGGCACUGUGUUUUGCAUUGGCGGUUCUCCUAAUGAAGUGCAAACGGUAAUUGAAGAAAAGCUUGAACGUUACAAUACUGAAGAAGAACUACAAAAUGCCGUUAUGCGACAUAUGUUUAGUUUAAUUACUAAAGAAAAUACGCUGGAUUUAGACAAGGCUCUACAAGAAAGCUUGACGUGGGUAGAAAAGAUCUCGCUAACCGCACGCAUUUUAUAUGGCCAAGUUAGGCAUUCGAAUGAAUAUACUAAAGAAGUCAUAAAUGCGGCAUAUUCAAGAAUUGUACAAGCUCGUUGUUAUAAUGCUAAACCCCGUCAACUUCAGUCUCUUUUAAUAUCAAUCCGGCCUUCAUCUAAGCGUGAUCGGCAAUUGAAUAAUAACCUACAUUCUUUGCAAAACCAUUCACUACGCAAGGUAGUCGAGUAUCAGUUGGAAUCUCCAUUUGCUUAUGCUGCCUAUGACUUGCAUUGCAGUGCGAUAGUUAAUCAUCAUCUUGAUGAAGACAUUCUGAAAGCUUUUGAUAAAAGAAAUUUGUGCAAAUCGUACAUUACGAACGCUGACUCAUUUAUAUCAAGGAAA
Brenthis ino (lesser marbled fritillary) is the source of this 1347-nucleotide messenger RNA. The record is from the annotation of a GenBank genome assembly. Lineage: Eukaryota; Metazoa; Arthropoda; Insecta; Lepidoptera; Nymphalidae.